GAGCUUGAGACAAGGCAGGUUAAUGGUCGAAAUUCAUCAGCUCGUUCAAGGCCUGCCCCAGACUUUUGAAAGAAAAACCGAGAGGAUUCGCGAUACAUUGGUCGCAGGCCAUGCCAACAUCGACAAUAUGGUGGCCACGCUCGACGGCCAGAUUCGUGCACAAGCAUCCGACCUGGAACAAUUGUUAACGGCCAAAUGUCAACCUCCGAAUCAGCGCAAUCUUCUGAGGCUGGACGGCCCAAAUGUCGAAGCCGAUCCUUACGUUUCGGUCGAGGUUUCAGUCCACCGAAACUGCUUGUCCUGCUGCAGAUGCCAGUGUCAUCAACAUCAGAGAAUGCAGAGCCCAGCUUGGAUGCGCUCCGUCUUUGGCACACUUUUUCUCCAAUACAACAGCGUCCCGUUGCUGAGGCCCCAAAAGUGCGACCUCGGAGAAUGCAGAGCAAGCUCUCCUGCUUCGUCGCGCUUGAUCUACCUCUUUCCCAAGUGGUUUCUCUCUCGCGCUGUCUUUCUUGCGACUUCCUGGAGUAGUCUGACUGGGACAGGUGCUUCUAUCCAUCUUCACGUCCCAAGGCUUGUUCCACGAGAUCAGAUGGUAUCGGUUGUGUACAACUGUGAUAUUGCAUGGAUAAAACGAGGCAUCACCAACUCGACUGUACUGCCAACAGACGUAGAUGAUGACGGAAACUCGCUUCUCAUGUUAUCCCUUCGUGACGUUAACCUCUCCCUCUCGGAAUUCCUCGUUCAACAGGGCUGGCCGCUACACCUGGAAAAUGUGACUGGAUGGACAGCUUCAUCACGCUCCCGACUUCUGUUCUACGCUACGAAGCACGAGCGGAUCCAAUCACUCAAACCUGAGCAUCGCCGUAUGAUCGAGCAUCUCACAUUUUCACAAGGAGGACCAGGCAGUACAUCGACUUUGAUACACGACGCAGUUCUUGGAGUGACGUCAAUGUCCGUAUCGGAUGCAAUAACUCAGGCCCGUUUGGACAUUGAUAGCCUUGACAGCUAUGGGUGGUGUCCGCUACACUGGGCAAUCUAUCUCGACGAUUACAAUUCGCUCGAGGUCCUACUGUACCGUGGCGCCAGCCCAAAGACAGUGACCAGAAGCGGUUGGACGCCGCUUCAUUACGCGGCGAGAUAUGAACAUCCUGGCUCUGUGAGAAUGGCCCAGGCAGUCAUUGACGCCGGCGCAGAUAUCAAUGCACAGGUCAGAAACUAUCGGGGGCUCAAAGGGGAAACUGCAAUCAUAUUCGCCUUCGACAACCCGGAGAUGGUCAAACUUCUGUUGGAGUACAGUUCCGUCAUCGUUGUCAAAACAGACAUUAAUUGGGUGUGUCCGUUGUCGUACCGAGCUCGUCGGACGAGCAACGUCGAUCGUCAUGAUCCAAGAAGAUGGUACUGGGAUCGAUCCCUAGAUCUACUCAUCAGUGCCGGUAUGGACCUCGACUUGCCAUCGCAGCAAACGGGCUACGAGGGACGAACGCCUCUUCAUGAUACGAUCCUGUGGCGUAAUGCAGCGUUGUUAGAGCUCUUGAUCCAACAUGGCGCUAGGCUCGAUGCCAUGGACAAGUAUGGGUCAGGCGUGCUACACUUUGCAGCUCAAAGUGCGAAUCUCGAGCUCAUCAACGUGUUGCGGGAUGCUCAAAUCUGCGGUUUGAAUCCGGAUCAAACAAACGCUGCUGGCGAUACGCCGAUGAGGAUCAUGACGGCACGGAUGUACGGCGACGAGGAACGAAGGCAGCCUGGCGAGACAAGACCGACGUAUGAGGAGUGGUUGGCCUUCAAACAGCUGUUGCUGGAAAUACGGGGACGCAAUUGUGGCCACUUCUCGACAGAUCAUACCGGCAUAGUGUUCCUUGGGAGGUAUUCGCACAGCGCCCAGAGUGAUGUUGAGGAUAUCACUUCUAUGGGGGUUUCGGAGGACGACCGCAGCGAUGAAGACGAGUUCUUUGACACAUCUGAAGGGUAACAAAGCUAACCAGCAGAAUCCGAGAGCUGAAUCAGCCAACGCGGAGUGAACAGGGUAUGCAGCAAGU
This is a messenger RNA of Colletotrichum destructivum, 2036 nucleotides long. Its product is annotated as Putative ankyrin repeat-containing domain superfamily. Bases 23 to 1969 code for a protein of 648 amino acids. The transcript has 3 exons. The record is from RefSeq and is a predicted model, not a curated record. Gene Ontology annotation, cellular component: ciliary inversin compartment. Lineage: Eukaryota; Fungi; Ascomycota; Sordariomycetes; Glomerellales; Glomerellaceae. Gene Ontology annotation, molecular function: protein binding. Gene Ontology annotation, biological process: protein localization to ciliary inversin compartment.